Messenger RNA from Labrus bergylta (ballan wrasse), 486 nucleotides. RefSeq names its product heat shock protein 30-like. Gene Ontology annotation, biological process: protein refolding; response to heat. Lineage: Eukaryota; Metazoa; Chordata; Actinopteri; Labriformes; Labridae. The record is from RefSeq and is a predicted model, not a curated record. Gene Ontology annotation, cellular component: cytoplasm; nucleus.
AUGCUGUGCACUCAUGGACUCCAGUCUGCCCUCAGUCCAUUCAUGGACUCUUACUGGUCUGUUGGCAGUCUGUGUCCAGAGGUCAAACCUCUGUUCUACCAGUAGGAUCCACUGCAGAGAAACAUACAGGAGCUCCACAGCAGGCUGAAGCUGAUGGACAAACUUCAACACAACAUCCUGGAGGAGACAGAGCCUUUUCAAACCAGUGUGGUCAUAAAACCAGUCUCCUACCAGCUGGACAAAGAGGGAGAACACUUUGGCCUGACUCUGGACACUGAAGGCUUUUCCCCAGAGGAGCUGUCUGUCAGACAGGUGGGCAAGAAGCUGAGAGUCAGUGGGAAGACAGAGAAGAAGCAGGAGGACGGGAAAGGCUGCUCCUCUUACACACUCCAGGAGUUCAGACAGGAGUUUGAUCUGCCUGAAGGCCUGAACCCUGAAGCUGUCACCUGCUACCUGGCUCCAGACGGGAAACUCCACAUCCAGUAG